This is a messenger RNA of Saitoella complicata NRRL Y-17804, 5757 nucleotides long. RefSeq lists its product as uncharacterized. Lineage: Eukaryota; Fungi; Ascomycota; Saitoellomycetes; Saitoellales; Saitoellaceae. Gene Ontology annotation, molecular function: guanyl-nucleotide exchange factor activity. Gene Ontology annotation, biological process: regulation of ARF protein signal transduction. The record is from RefSeq and is a predicted model, not a curated record. The coding region runs from base 1 to 5757 and encodes 1918 amino acids. The transcript has 3 exons.
AUGAGCGAUUUGGCCGAGCAAUUGCCUGCGGAAGCGGCGUCGGCGGAGGAUGUUACGCACGUUAACGGAAAUAGCGAUCCGGCACUGGAGCUGGAAGUGCAGGGGAAUGUGAAAGCAGAAGCUUCAAAUGGCGAUGAAGAGAUUACUGGGGAUAUCAGUACGGCAGCGGAGGAGGCUCCUCCGACAACAAUUGGCCUUGGCAUUGUAACGGAGAAGAGCGACGACGCUUCUGCGGAUAUGGCGGAGUUCGAUGCACCUGCAACCAUUGAAGCACAAGCAGAGGAGGACAUGGGAGUCAUGGAGGAGGUCAAUCUCAAUACUGAUCCGAUGACCUCGUCCUCAGUGGAGAAGGAUGAACCGGAGACAGACGAGCAAACAGCAUCACUGAACGCCGAAUCACCGACUCCCGCUCCAGAAGAAACGCCAAGACCAUCAAACAUCGUUAUUGAACCACCGACAGCAGGUGAAGUACUUUCGACUGGUGAGCCGCUUACACCAUCGAUUCCACCUGGGACACCACGAGCACCGGUGGCUGUGCCGCCCUCACCCAUUCUAUUCGUCGUACAAGCCUUGGAAAGCAUUGCAGCCUCGAAGGAGGGUAAGAGGAAGGGGCUUUUGCGGGACGCGACGGUUAAGGCGCUUGACGCGAUUAGGGAUCACAAGCCAUCUAUGCCACCUAUCGAGAUUAUGUUCGCGCCAUUGGAGUAUGCUGCAAGAUCUGGGAGCGUGAACGUCCAGAUCACUGCUCUGGACAGUAUUGCUAAGCUGAUCAGCUACUCGUACCUUCCGGCUACCAUUCCGAGACCACCUCCUGCUGACCCUUCAAGUAUCGUACCGGCACAGAGGGCCCAGGCACCGACGAAGCCUUUGCUAGAACGGGCUGUGGAUGUCGUCUGUGCAUGUUUCUCCGGUGAGGGCACCGAUGAGCGAGUUUCGCUGCAGAUUGUCAAGGCUUUGUCUGCUGCUGUGCUGAACUCUCCUGGCGGACCAGUGCUGCAUCAGGCGUCUCUCCUGCAAGCCGUACGACAAGUGUACAACAUCUUCCUUCUGAGCCGUGGACCUGCAAAUCAAAUGGUCGCACAGGGUACUCUUACUCAGAUGGUCACCGCUGUCUUCAGUCGUGUACGAACUACCCCGGUGAAUAAGUCAACGAUCUCGGUACCUGCAACGGAGGAGGCCAUUGAGGAGGGAGGUGAGUCGGCUGCUGCUACAGCUGAUCAGAGUGAGCCUGUUACCCUCGCAAGUUUCGAGAACAGGAAGAGUUUCGAUAAAGAGCGGCCUGCAGGACUGGAUUUAGGCGAAGAUGACGCUGAUGAUGAUAUGAACGAGGACGAGGCCUAUGUUAAGGACGCUUUCUUAGUGUUCCGUGCAAUGUGCAAGUUGGCCGUGAAGCCGGCAGGAUCGGAUGGGCAUGACCUGCGAUCACAUCCUAUGAGGUCAAAGUUGCUGGCCUUGCACAUUAUCCUGACUAUCCUGAAUGAGCAUGUGGCGGUCUUCACUUCACCACACGUUGUCAUCCGCUCGUCGUCUACAAACGAGGCUACUCACUUCGUCCAUGCUGUCAAGCAGUAUCUCUGUUUGUGUUUGUCUCGCAAUGCCGCUUCUCCUGUUCCACAGGUCUUCGAGGUGUCGUGCGAGAUUUUUUACCGUAUGCUGAGGGACAUGAGACAAGUGCUGAAGAAGGCUAUCGAGCUCUUCCUGAACGAGAUUUAUCUGCCAAUUUUGGAGAUGAGGAACUCGAGUUUGGCGCAGAAACAAUAUCUGUUGGGUGUAUUGGCAAGGGUAUGCGAGGAUCCACGAGCAUUGGUGGAAGUAUAUCUCAACUACGAUUGUGACCAAGAAGCUAUCGACAACAUGUAUGAGCGGAUCAUGAAUGUGUUAUCUAAGAUCACGACUACCCCGGUGCGGCUGACUCCGCAGCAACAACAGGCUCAGGCUCAGCAAGAAGCGGGUGCUGCCUCGGGAUCGCUGACUCCAUCACUGCAAAGUACGCCUUCCACGCCCCAUCUGUCAACUGCAUCCUUUUCGACUACGGCUACAACGGUAGAUCCUGCGCUGCCCAUUGAGUACCAGUUGAAGCGCCAGUCGCUGGAGUGUUUGGUGACUGUCCUCAGGUCAUUAGUAUCUUGGUCUCAGCAGGGUAUUGCUGCCGCCCAGGCGACCCUAGAGGCGGCGGCGGAGGAAGCUGGCGAGGACGCUAUGGGCGAAGCUGGUUUGGGAGAGGAAAGCAAAUCAAGACCGUCGUUCCAGCACUCCAUUUCUGGCGUGGGUACUCCCAACAGUGGUGGUGAUGGGACUGGUUUCACCAGCCCCAGAUUACAAGAUGAUCCGGAUCAGUUCGAGACGUUGAAACAGCGGAAAACGUUGUUGUCUGAAGCUAUCAGGAAGUUCAACUUUAAGCCCAAGCGUGGUGUUGCGGCACUGAAGGAGACUGGCUUCAUCAGGUCUGAUGAACCGGAGGAGAUUGCUAGGUUCCUUCUCACUACGGAGGGUCUUAACAAAGCCAUGGUCGGGGAAUUCUUGGGUGAAGGCGAGCCUGAGAACAUCGCUAUUAUGCAUGCAUUCGUCGAUGCUAUGGACUUUACUAAGACGAAGUUCGUCGAUGCCCUGAGACGAUUCUUGCAGAGCUUCAGAUUGCCUGGUGAAGCCCAGAAGAUUGAUAGGUUCAUGUUGAAGUUUGCGGAGCGAUACAUGCAGGGUAACCCAAACGCCUUCGCAAACGCUGAUACUGCGUAUGUUCUGGCUUACUCCGUCAUCAUGCUGAACACGGAUGCACACAACCCUCAGAUCAAAAACCGCAUGACGAAGCAGGACUUCAUCAAGAACAACCGCGGCAUCAACGACAAUGCGGACUUGCCACCGGAGUAUCUCGGAGCUAUCUAUGACGAGAUUCAGGUGAACGAGAUCGUGAUGAAGGACGAACAGGAUGCCCAGUUAAUGAACGCUGCGCCUCUGGUGCAGCCUGCUCAGGGCUUUGCCGCCAAUAUCAGCACUGCUUUGGCAACUGUUGGUCGUGACCUACAGAGAGAAGCUUAUGUUCUUGCAUCUGAGGAGAUGGCCAACAAGACGGAAGCACUGUUCAAGAACCUCAUUAGGGAGCAAAGACGAGGCAAGUCUCAGUCGCCGGCGACUUUCUACAGCGCUUCUCACUUCAAGCAUGUCAGACCUAUGUUCGAGGUUGCAUGGAUGCCCAUGUUGGCUGCCUUGUCCUCUUGCAUGCAGGAGAAUGAUUCUCUCGAAACUAUCCAGGUCUGCAUGGAGGGCUUCAAGCAUGCCAUCCGCAUUGUUUGUCUUUUCGAUCUUGAGCUUGCCCGCAAUGCUUUCGUAACCACGUUGGCCAACUUCACCCACUUGAACAACCUCGGUGAGAUGCGGUUCAAGAAUGUGGAAGCUAUGAAGGCAUUGUUAGACAUUGCUCUUACCGAGGGCAACAACCUCCGGGGAUCAUGGAAGGACGUCUUGUUCUGUGUGAGCCAGCUUGAGCGGUUCCAGUUGAUUAGUUCUGGUGUUGACGCAGUUGCUAUCCCCGAGGUGAGCCGAGCACGACCUCAACAGCGAACAUCAGGUGAUUCCGGUCGUCCACGAGCAUCAAUGCAAUUGUCAAGAGCAGCGGUGACGCGACCACGAUCCAACUCGACCUUGAGCUAUGUAAGAGAAGUUGCUGAAGAGACCAGAUCCAUUGAGGUUACCAUCGCCGUUGACAAGAUCUUCACAAACAGUGCCCUCCUUACUGGUGAGGCGAUCGUGGACUUCGUCAAGGCGUUGAGUGAAGUGUCCUGGGAGGAAAUCCAGUCGUCGGGCCAUACCGACAACCCUCGCAUGUUCAGUUUGCAGAAGGUGGUCGAAAUCUCUUACUACAACAUGGGUCGUAUCAGGAUGCAAUGGUCGAACAUCUGGGCUGUCCUUGGUGAGCACUUCAACCAAGUCGGUUGCCAUCGUAAUACGAACGUGGCAUUCUUUGCUCUUGACUCGCUGAGACAAUUGUCGAUGCGCUUCUUGGAGAUUGAGGAGUUGCCUUUGUUCAAGUUCCAGAAGGAUUUCUUGAAGCCAUUUGAGUACGUUAUGUCUCACACAGAGACUCUUGACGUGAAGGAUAUGAUUCUCAGGUGUCUUCUCCAGAUGGUGCAGGCACGGUCGGAGAACAUUAAGUCUGGAUGGAGAACCAUGUUUGGCGUGCUCAGCUUCGCGGCGAAGGAGCAGCAGGAGUCGGUCACUACUUUCACCUUCGAUAUCGUCAAGCGUGUUUACCGAGAAAAGUUGGGUGUCAUCAUCGCCCAAGGCAGCUUCCAGGACUUGGUGGUAUGUUUGAGCGAAGUGGCAAAGAACCAACGGUUCCAGAAGCUUAGCUUGCAAGCGCUUGAGGCUCUUAAGGCUACCAUUCCGAACAUGCUCGUUUCGCCCGAAUGCCCCUUGAGCAAGGACUACAAACCGUCCAAGGAGGCAGAGAGAACCAACACGGAGGAUCCCAUGGUCAAGUUCUGGUACCCUAUUCUGUUUGCCUUCCACGACAUUCUCAUGACUGGAGAGGACCUUGAAGUCCGUUCAAAAGCACUGAGGUACCUUUUCGAUACCUUGACGCAGUACGGCGGUGAUUUCACUCCCGAGUUCUGGGAUACUGUCUGUCGUCAGCUUCUAUUCCCUAUCUUUAUCGCACUCAAGUCAAAGUCGGAGAUGGCCAAGUUUAACACUCAGGAGGACAUGAGCGUCUGGUUAUCUACUACGAUGAUCCAGGCUCUGAGAAACCUCGUGUCACUGUUUACGCACUACUUCGGCACCCUUGAGCACAUGUUGGAAGGACUGUUGGAGUUGCUCGUAUCCUGUAUCUGCCAAGAGAACGAUACGCUUGCUCGGAUUGGGACGUCCUGUCUGCAGCAGUUGAUCAUCCAGAGUGUAAACAAGCUUCAGAAGGAGCACUGGGCUAAAAUUGUGGGUACUUUCGUUUCGCUGUUCGAUACGACUACUGCCUACCAGCUGUUCGCGCACGGAAAGGCUGCUGAGGAAGCCAAUGCGAUCGGUCAGGGUGAAGGCGAAGGUGAUGGCGAAGUGAACCUGGGUAUCAGCAAGGCUGACGAGAAGGACCUCGAGAACUUCUCUCGACCUGCGGAUGCUUCACCUACUGUCAGCGCCAAUCGCAAGAAGGAGUUCAAGCAGAUCAUCGUCAAAUGUGUUCUACAGCUCCUCUUGAUCGACACCGUCGCCGAGCUCCUCGAGAAUGACGACGUUUACAGCAUGAUUCCGUCGUCGGAGUUGUUGAACCUGAUGCAAGUUCUGAGAAAGAGCUUUCAAUUCGCACGCAAAUUCAACAAUGAUAAGGAGUUGCGGAUGCAUUUGUGGAAGAUUGGUUUCAUGAAGCAGUUACCGAACUUGUUGAAGCAGGAAUCGAGUAGUGCUGCGACGUACAUCGCGGUGUUGUUGAGGAUGUACAACGACACCAACCCAGAUCGUGUCGAGUCGAAGGAUAACGUCGAGGAAGCACUUUUGCCGUUAUCGAUCGAUAUCGUGCAAGGGUACUCAGCAUUGGACGAAGAGACUGAACAGAGACAUAUUGCGGCGUGGAGACCAGUUGUUGUCGAGAUUCUCACGGGAUACACACAGUUCUCGGAUGAGGACUUCAAGCGACACCUUUCCACGUUGUACCCGCUCGGCGUGGCGUUGUUGAACAGGGAGUUAGGACUGGAGGUCAGGUUCGCGUUGCAAGGCAUGUUGAAGAGAGCCGGAAUGAUGUUUUUGAAAGGAAAAGGAAAGGAUGUAGCGUAA